GUGCUCCACCCCGGCGGGGAGGCGCCAUGGCCGGGAAGGUGAAGUGGGUGACGGAUAUCGAGAAAUCAGUGCUCAUCAACAACUUCGAGAAGAGGGAAUGGGUCCAGGUCACAGAAAACGACGACUGGAAUUUCUACUGGAUGAGCAUCCAGACCAUCAGGAACGUGUUCAGCGUGGACACCGGCUACCGCCUGUCUGACGACCAGAUGGUCAACCACUUCCCCAACCACUACGAGCUGACCAGGAAGGACCUGAUGAUCAAGAACAUCAAACGCUACCGCAAGGAGCUGGAGAAGGAAGGCAGUCCGCUGGCGGAGAAGGACGAGAACGGGAAAUACAACUACUUAGAUUUUGUCCCCGUGACGUUCAUGCUCCCCUCCGACUACAAUCUCUUCGUGGAGGAGUACCGCAAGAACCCGUCCAGCACCUGGAUCAUGAAGCCCUGCGGGAAAGCUCAGGGCAAAGGCAUCUUCCUCAUCAACAAACUGUCCCAGAUCAAGAAGUGGUCCAGAGACAGCCGCACCUCCACUUUUGUCGCGGCGUCCAGUGGCAAGGAGGCCUACGUCAUCUCCCUGUACAUCGACAACCCCCUGCUGAUAGGAGGGAAGAAGUUUGACCUGCGUCUCUACGUCCUGGUGACAACGUAUCGGCCCCUGAAAUGCUACAUGUACAAGCUCGGCUUCUGUAGGUUCUGCACAGUGAAGUACACACCCAGCACCAGUGAGCUGGACAACAUGUUUGUUCACCUCACCAACGUGGCCAUCCAAAAACACGGGGACGACUACAACCACGUCCACGGGGGCAAGUGGACGGUCAGCAACUUCCGCUUGUACCUGGAGAGCACCCGAGGGAAGGAGGUGACGAGCCGCCUCUUCGACCAGAUCCACUGGAUCAUGGUGCAGUCGCUGAAGGCCGUGGCUCCUGUGAUGAACAAUGACAAACACUGUUUUGAGUGUUACGGGUAUGACAUCAUUAUCGAUGACAAGCUCAAGCCGUGGCUUAUCGAGGUCAACGCCUCCCCCUCGCUGACCUCCAGCACGGCCAACGACCGCAUCCUCAAGUACAACCUCAUCAACGACACGCUCAACAUCGUCGCGCCCAACGGGGACGUCCCAGACUGCCGCUGGAACCGCAGUCCGCCCCGAGAGGCUCUGGGCAACUACCAAGUCCUGUACGACGAGGAGCUGCAGGCGCAGAGUGACCACGGCGAGCGGGACCUGCGGACCCGCUCGGGUCAGUCCCUGGGGUCAAAGGGCACCAAGGGGAGUGCGGGCGCCCGCCCCCCCGCCGCCACCUGGAAGUGAGGUGACCGGAGGCGACUCGCGAUGACUUCCUGUACAUUACGACAGGGUCCAACAGUGGGGAACAGGUGGAUUUUUAACAAAAACAAACAAAAAACCCCUGCUCCCUCACACCACAGUUCACCGACCGCGUUCACAAGGGGGCGACAACACCGCUGCCGAGGUGGGCGGGGGUCAACAAUGUGGGGUUUGAAGGCCGGGGGUUGGUCGCCGCUUGUGCGAAUGAGUAACUACGGAUGCAGACGUGAGAGGCAAUUGUGAGAGAAAGAUCGCAGUCGAAUAGGAUUAGAUUCCAACGCGUUUGAGAAGGAUUUGAACAGCUCGAACUGUGCAUGAUUACCGAGUUCUGACGCUUAAACCAGAGCCUCCCUCACACACACACAGGUGCUACCAAGAAGUUGAUCUGUGAGAUGAAGUGCUCUAUUAAAAAGGAACAAGAGAUAUAACGAGUGCAAAGAUAUCAUAAAGAUAUGAUGUACUGAUCGGUAGAGUUAACAGUCAAUGUGUAUAGACCACAGAAUACAAUUUAAUAAUGUUUUUUUAUAUAUUUAUUAUCUGUAUGCAGGUUGGUUCACUAAGUUCCAUUGUGUUCAGUGCGAAACCCCUUUGUAAAACAUUACUUAAUUUUUGCUUGAAUAAAAUAAAAGGGAUAUGUUGCAUCUUGAGUUAAAGCGCUUGACGUCAUAACUUUAAAAUCGUAAAUACUUACUUGUCAGGAAUGUGUGCAAUGUUAGCUGUCGGACGUUUGUUUCCUGCCACUACUGAAAUAUUGAACGUUUUUUUGCCAUUUGUAAAGCAUGUAUUACUCCAGUGGUGAUUUUAAAGAAAAGAGAGGGUGCGAUAAUCUCACCCAUCAAUCAAGUCAUAAAUCCAUUACGGUUAUCUUAAAAAUCACUCUUGUUUUACUUUGUCAAUGGAUGAAAGGAAGGUGCUAAAAGGUUUCCAGGGAAUUCAACCGGUUCCUGAUUAAAUUAAAUCAAGCUCUUGGUUGCCAAACGUUUUCUGGUCCCACGCUGAUAAAUUAAUCAAUUUGCCAAUUCUUUAUGCGAAAAUAACAAAUGUUAAAUUCUGACCUCUGAAGUUCCUGGCUUUGGGUUUUCUUUAUUUCUAGACUCUGCAUGGCACACUCUGUUGACCUUGAAGGUUUGACCCUGCUGACCCAAGUCCUUGUUAAUGUGGACACAUUUAUUGAGGGACUAGUUAAACUCUGAGGUGUCAAAUGAGGAAUAGCGCUGAUGUGAGAACAGGUUUGCACUGCGGGUUUUGUUCGGUACGUGACGUUUUUCCGUUUUCAGCUUUGCAGUAUUCAGAUCGCUCUUCAUGAGAAGUGCAUUUAUUCAUUUCAGUUUGUGUCUACCUUUCAAUAAAAUCCAUGUCGGUGCUGCUUUGACAAUAAAUAUUGCUCAUUUUAGAGCGACUAAA
Molecule: messenger RNA, 2723 nt
Organism: Gasterosteus aculeatus aculeatus (three-spined stickleback)
Lineage: Eukaryota; Metazoa; Chordata; Actinopteri; Perciformes; Gasterosteidae
Gene: ttll1
Product: tubulin tyrosine ligase-like family, member 1
Biological process (GO): microtubule cytoskeleton organization; protein polyglutamylation
Cellular component (GO): ciliary basal body
Molecular function (GO): tubulin binding; tubulin-glutamic acid ligase activity
Source: RefSeq, a predicted model, not a curated record